Messenger RNA from Pteropus alecto (black flying fox), 777 nucleotides. It is a transcript of the gene SYNDIG1, whose product is annotated as synapse differentiation inducing 1. The transcript has 3 exons. Gene Ontology annotation, cellular component: intracellular membrane-bounded organelle; synaptic vesicle membrane; excitatory synapse. The coding region runs from base 1 to 777 and encodes 258 amino acids. The record is from RefSeq and is a predicted model, not a curated record. Lineage: Eukaryota; Metazoa; Chordata; Mammalia; Chiroptera; Pteropodidae. Gene Ontology annotation, biological process: synaptic vesicle clustering; positive regulation of synapse assembly.
AUGGAUGGCAUAAUUGAACAGAAUAGUGUGCUGGUACACAGCAAAAUCAGCGAUGCUGGCACAAGGAAUGGCUUAAUUAACACCAGAAAUUUCAUGGCUGAGAGCAGAGAUGGCCUGGUGUCUGUUUACCCAGCACCCCAGUACCAGAGCUGCCGAGUGGUGGGCAGUGCAGCAUCGGCCACCUUGGACAGCAGCAGGAACGAGACAGUCCAGCAACUGCUAGACCCCAACACCCUUCAGCAGUCAGUGGAAUCCCACUACCGUCCCAACAUCAUACUCUACUCGGAAGGCAUGCUGCACUCCUUGGGGGAUGGCGUGGCUGCUGACUGCUGCGAAACCACCUUCAUCGAGGACCGGUCACCCACCAAAGAGAGCCUGGAGUACCCCGAUGGGAAGUUCAUUGACCUCUCAGCUGAAGACAUCAAAAUCCACACCCUCUCCUAUGAUGUGGAAGAGGAAGAGGAAUUCCAGGAGCUGGAGAGCAACUACUCGAGUGAUACAGAGAGCGAGGACAACUUCCUCAUGAUGCCCCCACGGGACCACCUGGGCCUCAGUGUCUUCUCCAUGCUCUGCUGCUUCUGGCCUUUGGGCAUCAUUGCCUUCUACCUGUCCCAUGAGACGAACAAAGCUGUGGCCAAGGGAGACUUCCACCAGGCCAGCACCAGCUCUCGGCGGGCCCUGUUCUUGGCUGUGCUCUCCAUCACAAUCGGAACUGGCAUUUAUGUGGGCGUGGCCGUGGCCCUUAUUGCCUACCUCUCCAAAAUCAACCACCUAUGA